Messenger RNA from Staurois parvus, 586 nucleotides. The record is from the annotation of a GenBank genome assembly. NCBI's taxonomy places the organism in Eukaryota, Metazoa, Chordata, Amphibia, Anura, Ranidae.
UUAGUGUUUUUGUUUUAUGUUGGACAAUGGGAUUGGAGGGAGAGAGGGGGUGGAGGACACUGAGUGGAGGCCAGUGGAGGGAUUGGCAGAGAGGGGUGGAGGACACACUGAGUGGAGGCCAGUGGAGGGAUUGGCAGAGAGGGGUGGAGGACACUGAGUGGAGGCCAGUGGAGGGAUUGGCAGAGGGGGUAGUGGGGGACAGAGUGGAGGCCAGUGGAGGGAUUGGCAGAGAGGGGUGGAGGACACUGAAUGGAGGCCAGUGAAGGGAUUGGCAGAGAGGGGUGGAGGACACUUAAUGGAGGCCAGUGGAGGGAUUGGCAGAGAGGGGUGGAGGACACUGAGUGGAGGCCAGUGGAGGGAUUGGCAGAGGGGGGUGGAGGACACUGAGUGGAGGCCAGUGGAGGGAUUGGCAGAGAGGGGUGGAGGACACUGAGUUGGAGGCCAGUGGAGGGAUUGGCAGAGAGGGGUGGAGGACACCGAGUGGAGGCCAGUGGAGGGAUUGGCAGAGAGGGGUGGAGGACACUGAGUGGAGGCCAGUGGAGGGAUUGGUAGAGAGGGGUGGAGGACACUGAGUGGAGGCCAGUGG